AUGGCGCGGGCGAGCGGCGCGGCGGCCCCGGAGCGCGCGGGGGGCGCGGCGCGGGCCGAGCCGUGGGAGCUGUCCCUGGAGGAGGUGCUGAAGGUGUACGAGCAGCCCAUCAACGAGGAGCAGGCCUGGGCCGUGUGCUUCCAGGGCUGCCGCGGGCUGCGGGGAGCGCCGGGAGGGCGGCGCAUCCGCGACACGGCGGACAUCCUGCUGCGCAGGGACGGCUCGGUGGGCGCGCGGCGGGAGCCAGAGCCCACAACCUUGGUGGUGCCGCCGGCCAGCUCAGAAGCUCAGAUGGUGCAGUCCCUGGGCUUCGCCAUCUACCGCGCGCUGGACUGGGGCCUGGACGAGAGCGAGGAGCGCGAGCUCAGCCCGCAGCUGGAGCGGCUCAUCGACCUCAUGGCCAACAGCGACCACGAUGACGGCGGCGGCUGUGGGGCUGCGGACGAGGGUUACGGGGCCCCCGAGGAGGAGGAGGAGCCCGAGGGCGGCCCCCGGGCCGUGCGCACCUUCGCCCAGGCCAUGCGGCUGUGUGCCGCUCGCCUCACCGAGCCCCAGGGUGCGCAGGCGCACUACCAGGCCGUGUGCCGCGCCCUCUUCGUGGAGACCCUUGAGCUCCGCGCCUUCCUGGCCCGAGUCCGAGAGGCCAAGGAGAUGCUGCAGAGGCUGGGGGAGGAUGAGCCACAGAUACAGAAGCCACGAGCUGAGCUUGACAACCUUGGACACACAGACUGGGCCCGGUUGUGGGUGCAGCUCAUGAGGGAGCUGCGCCAUGGGGUGAAGCUCAAGAAGGUGCAGGAGCAAGAGUUCAACCCCCUGCCUACCGAGUUCCAGCUUACACCCUUCGAGAUGCUGAUGCAGGACAUCCGCGCCAGGAACUACAAGCUGCGCAAGGUCAUGGUGGAUGGGGACAUCCCUCCCAGAGUGAAGAAGGACGCACAUGAGCUCAUCCUGGACUUCAUCCGCUCCAGGCCUCCCCUGAAACAGGUCUCUGAGCGCCGGCUUCGCCCACUGCCACAGCAGCAAAGGACCCUGCACGAGAGGAUUCUGGAGGAGAUCAAGCAAGAGCACAAGCUGCGGCCCGUGGGGACCCAGCGCAUAGGCAUCCGUGGCUUUGGCUCUCUGCCUUGCAUCCUCAACGCCUGCUCUGGGGACAUCAGGUCCACUUCCUGUAUCGAUCUGUCUGUCACGGACGUCGGGAGUGGCACUCAGCGCCCACGGCCCCGGGUCCUGCUGAAGGCACCCACACUGGCUGAGCUGGAGGAGAUGAACACCUCUGAGGAGGAAGAGUCUCCAUGUGGGGAGGUGACACUGAAACGGGAUCGCUCCUUCUCAGAGCACGACCUGGCCCAGCUCCGGAGCGAGGCAGCCUCUGCCCUGCAGCCAGCUGCUCCGCCCCAGGAAGGAACAGGACUGCCUCGGCCCCGGGCAGGCAGCAUGCACACCUGGAGGCCCAGUGCCUGGGACCAGGGCUCCUGUCCUGCGGUUGUCCAGCCCCAGCCGGACCCCGGUGCCCCUGUGCUCAGCAGUCUGAGCUCUGCAGGCAGACCUGAGGGCUCUGUGCCAGACCCCAGGCACCUGUGGCUGGAUUUCAGCCAUCCGGUAGAGAGCCUGGCCCUGACUGUGGAGGAGGUGGUGGAUGUGCGCCGUGUGCUGGUGAAAGCUGAGAUGGAAAAAUUCAUCCAGGACCAGGAGCUCUUCAGCAGCCUGAAGCGGGGAAAGGUCUGCUGCUGCUGCCGGGCCCGGUUCUCGCUGUUCUCCUGGCCACCCACUUGUCUCUUCUGCAAGAGAGCCGUCUGCACUUCCUGUAGCGUAAAGAUGAAGAUGCCUUCUAAGAAGUGUGCACACAUCCCCGUCUACACUCUGGGCUUUGAGAGUCCUCAGAGGACACCCAUGGCCAAGGCCACGCCAACGCAGAGGAGAGAGGUCUUCCAGUCUCUACAGGGGCCAAGGUGGCGAAGCGUGGAGGAGGAGUUCCCGCACAUCUAUGCACAUGGUUGCAUCCUUAAGGACGUCUGCAGUGACUGCACCAGCUUCGUGGCUGAUGUCGUGCGCUCUAGCCGCAGGAGUGUGGACGCCCUUAAUGCCACACCACACCGCAGCCGCCAGACCCAGUCACUCUACCUCCCUGACACCAAGACUCUGGACUUCAAGUGAUGACAGCCCAAGGCAGCCAGCCCUGAACUGCGCAUGUACAUAUAUACAUAGACGGACGCCUUUAUAUAAUAUAUGCACACAGCUUAUAUAUUUAUACAUGUUUUCUGGCCCCGCUGUUCAUUUGGGGCCAGUUCCACUGCAGGACCCUCCCCGGGGAGGCUGUUCCCUCUCAGGACUCCUUGGGGUGGGGCCAGGGGAUGUUUCUCCCUGAAGAGGGAGGGCAGGGGAUUCCAGAUCCUGAAUCUCCAGCAGACUCCCCUGCCCAGGCCCCAGUUCUUUCCUGCACAGGUAGCCCCACAAGGCAGCUUCUCCUUCCUGGGUUGGAGUCCAGGUUAGGAUGGGGAACCUGCCUGCCUCUGCCUUCUGAUAAAGGCCUAAGAUACCUGGAAGCCACUGGGUGGGUGGGACCCUCUAGGAAGUGUCCCAGGCACCCCAUGUCUCAAUGUGGAAAGCCAGAGGCCAAGCUUGGCCCUGCCCCUGCCCAGCACCCAUCCCUGCCACUUUGCCCCUCCAGCCCCUCCCACACACUGGUGCUAUCCUCCUCACCUGCUCCUGCCCAAGGGCCUGGGGAUGCUGGAUGGUCCUGGCAUAGCUCUGUAACAUUGUGCUGUGGCCAUGGGAACCUAAUAAAGAUUAUCUCACAGUGGCCAUCUGGGGACAUAGCUGUGUGGGAGGCUGAGGCAGGUGGAUCACAAGUUUUCAGAGGCUGCAUCUCCGCUCUGAGGGGCCACCUGCCUUCCAGGGCCAGAAAAGACCUCUCUAGUGCUGCUGUCAGGGUACCCCCAUCACAGGACAUGGCAUCCAGGCCCCAGGAGGGUGGCAAGUUUGAGGCCUGUCUGGACAACUUACCAAGACCUUGUUUCAAAAUAAAACUAAAAGAAGGGUUUGGGAUGUAGCUCAGCAGUGGAGCACUUGCUUGGCCCAGAGGAGACCCUGAGUUCCAGCUCCAGCAACACACAGAAAAGCCCUGCCCAAGGGGCCAGGGAUGUAGCUCAGUGGUUUUGCUGCCUGCUGCACAAGUGCAAGGACCCAAGUUCAAUCCCCGGUACCAAUAAAACCCCAAGAAAUAAAAGCCCUGCCCAGCUUCUCUGCCAACUCUGUGGCCCUGGUCACGGUGGUAGGGGCUGCAUGCAGAACAGCUCGGGACGCUGCCUGUCAACUCUGGCUGUGCUUCUGGCCAGGGUCCCUUUCUUAUUUCUCAGCCCCCUAGUCCUGUUCUUCAGGGAGAUGACCCCCGCUGGAGUUCCCAGAAGGCUGUAGGCUGUGGGUAGGCCCAGCACUAAGCACUCUGCUGGCUCGGGUACAAGGGGUGCUCUGUCAUCACUCCCCUUAGCAGAUGAGGAAACCAAGGCUCAGUACAGUGUGGGGAUUUGGCAAUUCAUUCCAGGAUGUCAACUCCAGACUGCACUGCCUGCCCCAGGGCUGGUGGAGGCCCAGAAGGGACAAGGCUUGUAACAAACAGCAGGGUUUGUGGGAAAGAAUACUCUUAGCACCUCGAGUCCAGGACAUGCAAAUACACAACAUUAGAGCAGCCAAUAAAAGUAUCCAGCUCCCACUA
Messenger RNA from Heterocephalus glaber (naked mole-rat), 3712 nucleotides. It is a transcript of the gene Spire2, whose product is annotated as spire type actin nucleation factor 2. Gene Ontology annotation, cellular component: cytoplasmic vesicle membrane; cell cortex. The record is from RefSeq and is a predicted model, not a curated record. Gene Ontology annotation, biological process: Golgi vesicle transport; polar body extrusion after meiotic divisions; intracellular transport. Lineage: Eukaryota; Metazoa; Chordata; Mammalia; Rodentia; Bathyergidae. Gene Ontology annotation, molecular function: actin binding; microtubule binding.